This is a messenger RNA of Camellia sinensis, 949 nucleotides long. Its product is annotated as CASP-like protein 2B1. The record is from RefSeq and is a predicted model, not a curated record. NCBI's taxonomy places the organism in Eukaryota, Viridiplantae, Streptophyta, Magnoliopsida, Ericales, Theaceae.
GGUCUAUAUAAAGUGGUGGGACUUGGUAGUUGGAACUGUGAGGGUAGUCCCUUAUUUUUCUUUCAAGUACUAGUUGGGUUUUUUGGUGUUUUUUGAGUAUUGGUGAAGAUGAGCUAUCUUGGUGUUGGUGUGGGUCCUGGGAAUGUUCCAGUGUAUCAUGAGAGCAAUCUAAAGGUAGUUGAUCGGAGGGUGAGGAUUGCAGAGCUGGUUUUGAGGUGUUUGAUCUGUGGUCUAGGUGUUCUUGCUGCUGUUCUUGUUGGGUCUGAUACUCAGGUCAAAGAGAUCUUCUCAAUUCAAAAGAAAGCCAAGUUCACAGACAUGAAGGCUCUUGUCUUUUUGGUAGUGGCCAAUGGGUUAGUUGCAGCCUACUCAUUGGUCCAAGGGUUGAGGUGUGUGGUGAGUAUGGUUAAAGGGACUGUGCUCUUCAACAAGUCCUUGGCUUGGGCUAUUUUCUCUUGUGAUCAGCUUAUGGCAUACUUGACUUUGGCCGCGGUGGCAGCGGCUGCACAGUCUUCAGUGUUCGCUAAGUUUGGGGAGUCAGAGCUGCAAUGGAUGAAGAUAUGCAACAUGUACGGAAAAUUCUGCAACCAAGUAGGAGAGGGAUUAGCCAGUGCAGUAAUUGCUAGCCUUAGCAUGGCGGUCCUCUCUGGUGUUUCUGCUUUUAGUGUCUUCCGAUUAUACGAUGGCGACAAAGGUGGUAAGAGCAGUGCAAGAUGGUAGGCCUCUAAAGGUCAUUAAUGUCAUUCUAGCAAUGUUUCCAACUCAAAACUACCCUCUUUGGUGUCUCUUGACCAUGAAGAUUUGUUGUCAUGUAUGAUAUGACAGAGAGUGCACUUUGUUACUUAACCAGUUUGUAAAAAAUAAAACAAGGCUAGUGUUUGUGGAAUUUGUCACUAGAUUUGUCUUUUACUACAUUUUGUAGGAUUUGAGAUAUGGUAAUUAACUUGAC